Molecule: messenger RNA, 1517 nt
Organism: Hyposmocoma kahamanoa
Lineage: Eukaryota; Metazoa; Arthropoda; Insecta; Lepidoptera; Cosmopterigidae
Exons: 10
Coding region: 19-1299 (426 amino acids)
Source: RefSeq, a predicted model, not a curated record
CGUUGUAAUUUAUUUAUAAUGGGUGACAGUAGUGACUCAGAGGAGUUUUACGACGCUGAAGAAUUCACACCUGUUAGGGGCUCAAAGAGAUCAUCACUAUGCAGAAAUAUAAAUGUCACAGAAGGUACUGGCAAAGAAAAGGAAAAGACACCUACGCGGGCAGAACAAAAGGAGGAGACCGUAACAGCAGCAGGAGACUCCGGUAACUCUGCUGCAGAAGUCACUCCAGUUGAGGAUGAUAGAAAUACUGUUAAAAAUGUUGUUCAAGGCCGGCGAAGGUUCCAAGAGCUGCGGCGAUGUAUGCAGACCGAGGAGGAAGACGAGGGUGUGCUUGACGCAGCAGGGUCCAUGGAACACCAGGCCUAUGCACUAGAGCAGCCUUUUAAAAUAAUAGCACACGAUACAAUGAGUCUGCAAAGUAUGACUUCACUUGGCAGAAUAGGGAGAAUACUCAGCGGUGCUUCAGAAUCUCAUCCCAACAUCCGCGAUACGGCGCCGGCGCUCUCCCUGUCUUCAAGGGAACCUUCUACGAUCUCCGAUGACCCGUUGCCCAACGACAAUAGACAACCAAACGUUCUAGCAAUGGCAGAACCAGACGUUAUAGCGAGCACGAAAGCAAACAGCCUGAAACAGAACCGGGGGUCCUCUGCUGCCAUAGUCGCAAUGUCGGGCAGCAGCAGCGCCGAGCCGCGGCCGGCCAGUGUGGCCGGACCCGUAGCCCCGCCCAGAAAGAAGAAGCGCAACAAGUUGCAUGGGUCGCAGUCGCUGUCGAUGGCGGACGGUGAUAACCUGAGCAUCUGCACCACCGACACGGACGAGUACCACUACGUCGCGCGGCGGCCGCUCGACAAGCCGCAGCUCGAGAACCUGCACGUUGAGCCGCUGCCAUUGAAUCUCCUGAACCAAACCAUGGCGUUGCCCAGCCCAGCGAGCACGAUAGAGUCGCUUACGAGGGAAUUUCAAGAUUCGCUUGAGCUGUCGCAUUCUAAAUACGCGCUGGACCGGUCGUCGAACGGCGUGCACGAGUCGCGGUCCCUCGAGCGGUCGCGCGGCAGCGGCUCGGGCUCGUCACGCGGCAGCACCGCGCCGAGGCCGCCGCCGCCCCUGCACCAGCACCAGCAGCACCAGCCGCCGGACUCGCUGCAUAUCACCGACGUCGUCCGGGGCGAGUACGUAGUUCGACCGCAAGACGACGACAGAGCGCGCAGCGGCGGGACUAGAACUCACAGUGAAAGUCGUACGGCCCCAACGACGGGCCAUUCCAGCCUCGGUUCAUCCGCUACGAGGUACGAUCGUUAGAAAUCGUCGAGUAUAUAACCAGAUAUAGAGACGAAAUAAGGGCUAUACGUUCCAGGUAACUCAUCAGUGGUACAUCACUUAUAAAUCGACCCCUCCUAAGUAAAGUAUCGUAUGUUGAAAUUAACAACUUUACAUGGGAGCGUUUUAAAGUUUUCAAUUCACUGAAAUGAGUCUAAUUUUAAAAUAAAUUGUGGUUGUUCAUCUAACCGACGAAUCUG